UGUGACGUCAUUAGCAUGAUGGCGGCGAGAGCGGGGAAGCAGCAGCAGCAGCGAGCGGGCCGGAGGAGCGGCGCCGGGGAGCAGGAGGAGGAGGAACAGCCGCUCCAGGCCGUGCUGAUCGCCGACAGCUUCAACCGCAGGUUCUUCCCCAUCACCAAGGACCAGCCGCGGGCUCUCCUCCCCCUGGCCAACGUCUCCAUGAUCGACUACACCCUGGAGUUCCUGACGUCCACAGGUGUACAGGAGACCUUCAUCUUCUGCUGCUGGAUGUCCAACAAGAUUAAGGACCACCUGCUGAGGUCGAAGUGGUGUCGUCCCAGCUCCCCGAACACGGUGCACAUCAUCACGUCGGAGCUGUACCGCUCUCUGGGGGACGUGCUGAGGGACGUGGACGCCAAGUCCCUUGUACGCUCAGACUUCAUCCUGGUCUACGGAGACGUGGUGUCCAACAUCGACCUGUCACACGCCCUGCAGCAGCACAAACUGAGACGUAAGGAGGAGAAGAGCAUCUCGGUGAUGACGAUGAUUUUCAGAGAGUCGUCCCCCGGUAACCGGACACGCUGUGAUGAGGAUGAUGUCAUCGUUGCCAUGGAUACCAAAAGCAACCGCGUGCUUCACUAUCAGAAAACACAGGGACUGAACAAGCUCCACUUCCCCAUGAACAUUUUCCACAGCGGCAGUGACGAGUUUGAGAUCCGCCAUGAUCUGCUAGACUGUCACAUCAGCAUCUGUUCCCCACAGGUGGCCGAGCUCUUUACAGAUAACUUCGACUAUCAGACCAGGAACGACUUUGUGCGAGGGAUUCUCGUCAACGAGGAGAUCCUGGGGAAUCAGAUCCACAUGUUUGUGAGUAAGGACGGCUACGGCGCUCGCGUCUCCAACCUGCAGAUGUACGACUCCGUGUCCUGCGAUCUGAUUGGCCGCUGGGCGUAUCCCAUCACCCCGGAGGCUAACUUCUCGGACGAGGAGGGGCGGCGCUGCACGCACUCGCGCCACAACGUCUACCGGGAAGUGGGCGUCGGCCUGGGGCACGGCAGCCUGAUGGAGGAGAACGUCCUGAUUGGACGAAACACGGUCAUCGGCGCCAACUGCAGCCUGUCCAACACGGUCAUCGGCGCCAACUGUCACAUCGGGGACGGUGUGGUGUUGGACCGAGCGUUUAUCUGGAACAAUGUGUGUAUCGGUGAUGGUGUGACGGUUCGUCAGUCUGUGAUCUGUGACGGGGUGAAGGUCAAACACGGAGUCACACUCCAACCUCAGUGUGUGCUCGCCUACAGCGUGGUGGUGGGGCCCGGCGUGUCUCUCCCCGAGGGGACGGUCGUGUCUUUGCAUCACCCAGACGAGGACGAAGAGGAUGAUGAAGACGAGUUCCUGAGUGAAGAUAAUGACAUCACUGUACAUAAAGACAAGAACAAACACAAAGCGUAUAACCCGGCCGAGGUGGGUUCUGAGGGGCGGGGCUACCUGUGGAAGAACAGCAGCACUGAUGAGGAGGAGGAGCUAACACAGUGCAUCUGGGGUCUGGUUCUGAAGUCCGAUCCCGACAGCGAGACGGAGAGCGAGGCCAGUGAGGGGUCACAUGACCCCGGGAGCCGCCUCGAAUCGCCCGAGCUCGACGAUGUUAAAGUGUUUCAGAACGAGGUUCUCGGCACUCUGCAGCGCGGCCUGGAGGAGAACAUCAGCUGUGACAACCUGGUCCUGGAGAUCAACUCUCUGAAGUAUGCGUAUAACAUCUCCCUGCAGGAGGUGAUGCAGGUUCUCACCAGAGUGGUGCUGGAGUUUCCUCUCCAACAGCACGGAGGCGCCGUCAGUGCAGCGCAGUACUCCUCGCUCCUGCUGCCCUUGUUGAAGAAGUGGGCUCCGGUGUUUAAGAACUACGUGAAGCGAGCUCAGGAUCACGCUCACUGUCUCUCCACACUGGAGGAGGUGUUCAUGGAGCACGAGACACACUGGCCCGCCCUCGCCAAGGUGUUGAUGAGUGUGUACCAGUUGGAGAUUCUGGAUGAGGACUCCAUCAUGCUCUGGUUCUCUCAGAGCGGUCAGACGGAGCGCUGCAGAACCCUGCGCAAGAACCCGGGGCUGCUGAAGUUCAUCCAGUGGUUGCAGGAGGCCGAGGAGUCGUCAGAGGGAGAUGACUGAACAUGACAUCACUGUGUGUGUGUGUGUGUGUGUGUGUGUGUGUGUGUGUGUGAAGCAGAAUGAUCUGAAUAAAUGGCUACGCCUAAUGAGGGACUCGUGAUGUUAAAGCACUUAGUGUUUGUUUCACAUUUAAUACCGCUCUUGUAAACCUGCUCUGUCCGUGUGAGUGACUGUAACCAUGGAGACGACCUGUGACCCUGUGACCCCCAUGUUAGCCCAGACUCUGUGUGUGAUGUAUAAUAUUCCUAUGUUAUGACUGGCAGCUGUGACACCUGUUUAAAGGCUGAAACACAA
Messenger RNA from Clarias gariepinus (North African catfish), 2433 nucleotides. RefSeq names its product eukaryotic translation initiation factor 2B, subunit 5 epsilon (gene eif2b5). Gene Ontology annotation, molecular function: translation initiation factor activity; translation initiation factor binding; guanyl-nucleotide exchange factor activity. The record is from RefSeq and is a predicted model, not a curated record. The transcript is spliced from 16 exons. Gene Ontology annotation, biological process: biosynthetic process. NCBI's taxonomy places the organism in Eukaryota, Metazoa, Chordata, Actinopteri, Siluriformes, Clariidae. Gene Ontology annotation, cellular component: eukaryotic translation initiation factor 2B complex. The coding region runs from base 16 to 2139 and encodes 707 amino acids.